Rhodotorula toruloides NP11 is the source of this 543-nucleotide messenger RNA. Its product is annotated as ADP-ribosylation factor-like protein 8b. Gene Ontology annotation, molecular function: GTP binding; GTPase activity. Gene Ontology annotation, cellular component: lysosomal membrane. The transcript has 8 exons. The record is from RefSeq and is a predicted model, not a curated record. Lineage: Eukaryota; Fungi; Basidiomycota; Microbotryomycetes; Sporidiobolales; Sporidiobolaceae. Bases 1 to 543 code for a protein of 180 amino acids. Gene Ontology annotation, biological process: protein transport.
AUGGGUCUGUUCGGCGGCCUCCUGAACUGGCUGCGGUCGCUCUUCUGGAGCAAGUCGAUGGACAUAGCGUGCAUAGGGCUGCAGAACGCAGGCAAGACCUCGCUGGUGAACAUCUUGACGAACAAUCAGUUCAGCGAGUCGAUGAUCCCGACCGUCGGAUUCAACCUGCGGAAAAUCCAGAAGGGCAAUGUUACAUUAAAGGUCUGGGACCUCGCAGGACAACCUCGCUUCCGCUCGAUCUGGGAACGGUACUGCCGCGGCGUGAACGCGAUAGUCUGGGUCCUCGACUCGGCAGAUCGCGAGACGUUCUCGACGUCGAGGGCGGAGCUGCAUGCGUUGCUGGAGAAGCCGGAGCUCAAGGGCAUUCCUUUACUGGUCCUCGCCAACAAGAACGACCUGGCAGAUCACGCGACGGUCGACGAGGUCAUCUCUGCACUAGCACUGGCGACGAUUCGAAACCGCGAAGUCAGCUGCUACUCCAUCUCAGCCAAGUCGAGCCGCAACAUCGACAUCACUCUCGCUUGGCUCAUGAAGCGCGCGUAG